Eriocheir sinensis (Chinese mitten crab) is the source of this 3310-nucleotide messenger RNA. RefSeq lists its product as uncharacterized. Bases 806 to 3208 code for a protein of 800 amino acids. NCBI's taxonomy places the organism in Eukaryota, Metazoa, Arthropoda, Malacostraca, Decapoda, Varunidae. The record is from RefSeq and is a predicted model, not a curated record. The transcript has 2 exons.
UUGUCCUCUCGGUGUUGUCCUCGUGUGGUUUUCCUCGGGAGGGUUCUAUUCGGGGGUUUGUCCUUGGGGGUAUUGUCUUCUGGGAGUUGUCCUCGCGUGGUCGUCCUUGGGGGUUGUCCACGGGGUUUUCCUCAGGGGUUGUCAUCGAAGGGGUUGCCCUCGAGGGGAAUGUCCUCGAGAGGGUUUCCUCGGAGGGUCGUCCUCGAGGGUUUUUUCCUCGGGAGGUUUGUCCUCGGGGGGUUGUUGUCGAAGAGGUCGUCCUCGGGGAGUUGUCAUCGAGGGGAGUAGUAGCUUUUUUUCCCCAUGACUACUGUCAUCAUUUUCAUUGUUAUUAUAUUAUCAUCAUCACUGUUGUUGAUAUUUUUGCUCAUGUUCAUUUAUUAGUAAUAAUGGUAGUAGUAGUGUCGUAGAUGCCGCCGUAGUAGAAGGUGUAGCAGUAUCAUCAUCAACAGCAGUAAUACUAGCAUUAGAAACUGCCCGAAUAUAAGUAUUCCCUUCUUUUCCAAAAGUGCGUGCCACUCUCUCUCUCUCUCGUUAUAUCAGUGCACGUACAAUCUCUUCCAUCGCGGGUAAUAUGUAUCAGGCAACACUUGGCAGCGCGGACACUCCCAUCGGUCAACGGGGAGGGCCAAGGGGUGGUGUGAGAUAAACACUUCCUGUGAGUUGCUCUCUGAGGUGCCACUCGUUGUUUUGUUCGCUUGCAAGUAAAGGGACGAAUAUUAUAAUUAUCCUGUCAGCCUGACCCUCGUGCCGGGACCUUGAUUACGGGAACUGUCGUCCGCCAGCCCGAAGCCAGCCUCUAACAAUGGCCUUCGAGCAAAGUGACUGUUUCCGCUUGAAAUUGUUGCGCAUCCUGGAGACGGCCGGCGAGGCUGUGUUGAGGUACACCCUUCUGUGUGGGACUAACGGCAAGCCCGACGAUGUCCCCCUCGACGAGUACCUGAAGAGCCUUCCUUAUAGCUCGACGGCCAACUUCAACAAGAUGAUUCUAAAAUACCUAAAGCAACACCCUGCCAGCUCCUACGACUUGGACAAGGUGUUGAAAAAACAGUUCAACAAGACAGAUCAGAGUCAGAUCAAAAGUGACCCGUCCUGCGGUGCUUUUGACAUUACCCUUCUAUACAAAGCCAUCAAAGUGGCGUGUGAGAACAUUGCAGAAAUGGACCAAGACACGUGGACAGAAGAAAGCAGUGAAAUGGAAUUCUUAAUCACAAAAAUAAAAAACCUUAGAAAUGAUGUUGUGCACGAAAAGCCUGCAAUGAGUGAGCAGGAAUACCUUGGUGAAGUUAGAAAAAUCAAGGAUCUCUUUUCCAAGGCUCUGGAAGCCACGAAGGAAAGAUACAUAAGGGACGACAGUGAGCUCUCAGUGAAGAAGGACGAGGUAAGCAGGGCUGUGGAAGAUGUCGUGAAAGAGCACAUUAGCAGAAAGGAAAUACUACAAAGAUCAGCGGAAAAGAUGUUGCCAGAUUUCAAAACAGAGACUAACGAAGAAAUCAGAGUGAGAUUAGACGCUGCCAAAUUCCUUAACCCACUGGACUUCCUGAGUUGUGCCGCAGACACCCAGGUGGAAGUGCAUGAUAUUUUUUCCAGAAUCAUCGUUAAGGAAGGAGAAAACGAGAAAGCAGUUGACCAUUUGAAGCUGAUGACUCUAACACAAGAAGGAAGGUCGCCUGCAUCCCCACACCUCAUGCGUAUCGAGGGAGACGCUGGCAGCGGUAAGACAACGCUCUUGACCUUCCUGCUCGCCGAGUGGCUCAAGGAACAGCCUCAUCGCCGCAUGGAAGGCCUCCAGCACUUUGAUCUUCUCCUGUGGGUCGUGUGCCGCCACGAGACCAGCUCCACCUUUGAAAAUUUUGUAGCCAAAGUCAUGCCUGAUGCCUCCUUCAAGUACAGAGACCUCCUGCUGCCCCUCCUGAAAAAGUGUAAAAUUUUGAUUGCUGUUGAUGGUCUAGAUGAAGAGACCGAGUCCUCCCGUCAGCUCAUUUCAGAUAUAAUGAGCCACGGGAAAGACUGCCCUACCUUCACAGUGGUCUGCACUUCGCGCCCUGAGGGUCUGAUGAGCAUGAUGGCGAAAACGCCGCAAAACUUUAAGAUUUCCCACACGAGAAUCGAGGGCAUAGCCAUUGAGGAGAGAGUAGAUUUUGUCUUGAGGCACACAGAUCAUCUGAGCAGGUGUUCAGGCAAGCCCGUAGACACUGACCGCCUCAGGCAGGUACUGCAAAAGAUUUACUGGCGGGAGCCCUUCCGUCUCCCAAUAAACCUUUUGUUCUUUUCGUACAUGUAUAUGGAGGAGCCACAGAUGUUCACGACCAGAGUAACUCAGACAAAAUUGUACCAGGGCAUCAUCAACUGGAGUGUAGAGAAGCUGCACCACAGAAUGGCUGGUCAUCUAAAAGCAAGAUUUCUUAAAGAUACAAUUUCAGACAUUUUGAGACUUAUCUAUGAAGUGUCACUUCAAGAACUCCUUCACGGCAACGUUCAUCUCAGCCAUGAGAAUCUGUCCCGUAUGAAAUCAAUCUGCGGAGACGAGUGCAACAAAGAAGUACUUUCUACCUUCUUCUGCCUGCGGAGAGAAGUGGUACGCUUCAAAGAAAUAGAAAAAUACUCUGCUCCCCAUAAAGGGAUGCAAGAGUAUUUAGCGGCCCGCAGCAUCAUUGGGCGCCUCGACAAGUACAAACAGGGAGAUAUCCGCCGCUUGCUGCAAGGCUACAUGCAAGGACAAUACCUGGAUCUACCACUUCUCAGAAAUCUUUUCUGCCAACUCCUUGGAAUUCUCAGCAGCCUGAAGAAGCCGAAGAAAAUGGCGAUAAAGGAAGCAGUGGACCUGAUACACGAAACUGGGGUGAAGGACACAGAUGACUGGUUAAUUGUGCUGGCAGACACUGAGGCCGGUGACGACGCCAUGAAGCGGAUAGCGCAUCACAUUUCUCCCCGAUUGAGGAGCUUUAAAAGAAUAUUCAGUUUCAUCUUUCCUGCGGAGAGACUUGCAGUGAGUGACGGAACAGUGCAGGUCGCCGCUGCCCUGCUGCCUCUCAUCCCUCGCAAGAAUAUCUACAUAAAUCUGGAAAUGGAUUCAGUAGGGGUGGGGGAUGUCUUGUUCCCUGCCCUCACUAACCACACCGUUAAGACGCUGCACAUAAAGCACCACUACAAACACCCUCACCCAUCCACCACCUCCGCUCACCUGCUGCAGCAAUGCCCCCGGUAAGCCUUUUCCUUUCCAUACACAUUCACACUGCAAUGGCCUGGAACAAGAUGUAACGCUGCUUGCCCAAAUCUUUCUCUUUAUACACCUACCUAUCUAUAUAUC